Racocetra fulgida is the source of this 250-nucleotide messenger RNA. The record is from the annotation of a GenBank genome assembly. Lineage: Eukaryota; Fungi; Glomeromycota; Glomeromycetes; Diversisporales; Gigasporaceae.
AUAAUUUAUGGACGCAUGGUUUUAAACAGCUUAAACAGUGCAUUUACGAUUAUUUUCAAAAUAUCGAAAAUUGGACGUCAUAUGAUAUUAAAAAUAAGACCAUCUUGAUCGAAGUAUUUGAUUUUGCUUAUUUGGAUAAUGAUAGAGUGAUCAUCUGUGCAUCUCCAAAUUAUUAUAAUCAAGCAGCCUUUUCAGAUGUAUGUAUUGAAAUGGACGAAUUAAAACAAGAUGAUUAUUUAACGGAUAAUGG